AUGUCCAAGCAUAUUUGGGAUUGCAUGAAGAAAAAAUAUCAAGGUUCUAUAAGAGCAAAGAGGCAGCAGCUUCAAGCACUUCGUUCAGAGUUUGAAAUACUACGAAUGAAAUCAGGUGAGUCGGUAACCGAUUAUUUUUCACGUACGAUGGCCAUUGUCAACAAGAUGCGAAUUCAUGGUGACAGAACAUAUGAUGUUGCUGUGGUUGAGAAGAUUCUACGCUCCAUGACUCCAAAAUUCAAUUUUGUAGUUUGUUCCAUUGAGGAAGAUCAUGUCAUCGAAGAGCUUUCAAUUGAUGAACUGUAUGGCCAUUAUCAAUCAGAAUGUCGAGUUAAUUUGAAUAAAGAAAAUGGAGAAAGAACUAACUUUGCAGAGAAUGAAGAAGAAGUGUCUUUGUUGAUGGUUUGUCAUAUCAAAGAAGAAAUGCAGAAAAAUUUAUGGUACCUAGACACAGGUUGCAGCAACCAUAUGAGUGGUGACAAGUCUGCGUUUUCGGUGUUAGACGAGUCUUUUCGUGACAAUGUGAAGUUUGGUGAUGAUUCAAGAAUCUCUGUGAUGGGGAAAGAAGAGGUAACAAUUCAAACUAAAAGCAAUGUUGUUCAGACUAUAUAUAAUGUUCUUUUUAUUCCAGAUUUGAGAACAAAUUUGUUGAGUAUUGGACAGCUACAAGAAAAGGGAUAUGAGAUUUCCAUUAAAGAUGGAGUUUGUAAAAUUCAAGAUGAGAAAUUGGGAUUAAUUGCCUAA
Messenger RNA from Ricinus communis (castor bean), 744 nucleotides. RefSeq lists its product as uncharacterized. The record is from RefSeq and is a predicted model, not a curated record. Lineage: Eukaryota; Viridiplantae; Streptophyta; Magnoliopsida; Malpighiales; Euphorbiaceae. The transcript has 2 exons. The coding region runs from base 1 to 744 and encodes 247 amino acids.